UGGAAGCCUACGAGCAAGCAUUAUUUAAUAAUUUGUCUCCGGUAAAAGUUUUAAAACACAAAUCCUUUUAAAAAUGAACAGCGCUGUUGCUAUUUUCCUGUGCGUCGUUAUUGGUUUGGCUUCUGCCACCGAAUACAAACUUCGUACAGCCGAGGAUCUGCAGAAGACCCGCAAGGAAUGUGCUGAGGCGAACAAAGUCACUGAGGCUUUGAUUGCCAAGUACAAGACCUUCGAAUAUCCCGAUGAUGAGAUCACACACAAGUACAUCAAAUGCAUUUUCAACAAAUUCGAGCUCUUCGACGACACCACUGGCUUCAAAGUAGACAACCUUGUGAAGCAACUCGGCCAGGGUAAGGACGACAAGGCUGCUCUGAAGGCUGACAUUGAGAAGUGUGCCGACAAGAAUGAACAGAAGUCUGAUGCGCCCACCUGGGCAUACCGUGGCUUCAAAUGUUUCCUUGGCAAGAAUUUGCCUUUGGUCCAGGCAGCAGUUCAGAAGAAGAACUAAAGAGCUGAGAAUACCGGUGUAGUUCUUGAGGUAGCCCGCUAUGGAGCCUUAAGGAAAUAGCCAGCAAAGGAUAAAGAUCAAUCCAACAAGCCACAAACGCAUCAUCUAUCCCAGACCAAUUAUGAAGCGCAUUUAAUAUUCAAUCUUAAAUAUUUUGGCUUUGCACCUUUCUCUAAUAAUAAAAAAGAUCAUUUAUAAAUGAGAUA
Molecule: messenger RNA, 714 nt
Organism: Scaptodrosophila lebanonensis
Lineage: Eukaryota; Metazoa; Arthropoda; Insecta; Diptera; Drosophilidae
Gene: Obp44a
Product: general odorant-binding protein 99a
Exons: 2
Coding region: 74-508 (144 amino acids)
Biological process (GO): sensory perception of smell
Molecular function (GO): odorant binding
Source: RefSeq, a predicted model, not a curated record